GCAAAGAGAGAGAGAGAGAGAGAGAGAGAGAGAGUGUGAUAUACAGACAGACUGACAGCUGGAGGAGAUUGAAAGAGAGAUAGGGAGAGCCAGGGAGUGAAGAAAACGGAGAAAGUGAGACCAGAUAUUCUGCAUAAACAGGCAGUAGCUUCCUGCAUGCUGUUCAUUCCUGUAUUUCAUGGUGAAGAGAGAGAGGGAUCAGAUCUCUGCAGCCCGGAGGUUCUGCACUGACAGCUUCAAUUUACCAGCUGAUUCCAGCCCGGCUGUCUGUAUCUAGACUGGGCGUUCUGAGGGGACACUGGAAAUAAAAAAGCCAUCUAGAUCUUCCAGUGCUGAAGACCUAAACCUUCAGUGUUGAGCACGGAUUGGAACAAGACUCUUGUGGUGGUUCCCUGAAGAGAUGUGGCUCUCCCCUGAGUGUCUUACCAAGAUGUCCCAGCUUUCCUUCAGAAUGGGGGGGCUCCCUGUUUGCUGUGCCCUGGGCUUCUCUGCACAGUGAGAGGCUCCUCAGCACCACAGGACACGAGAGGAGGGGGGCAGCAAGGAAGAGGAAAGUAAAGUGAACAGUAGAAAAAGCAAUCAUAGGUAAAGGGAUUUUCUAAAACCCAACAAGGUAAUAAAAGGAAAUGUUAAGAAGUUUGUUAAAGGGACUAAAAUAAAAGUGGAAAAGUAAAUAAGAACAGGGAGGGAGAGAGUAGGAACGUGAGAACAAAGAGGAAGAGCAGAACAAAACGAGUGAAACUAGUGACCCAUAUAGAAGAGGCGUAGUAGGCAUAGAGCGGAGACAGGGAGAUGCCCCGAGGUUCAGAGAUGCGCCGGGCCAUGCUGCCCCUGCUCUGCAUGCUGCUAGUGUGGGGAGGCAGCGCGGAGAGGGGAGUGAGGGGCAACCCAGACUGGCACACACAGAGGACAGAGGAGAGUGGCAGGGAGUCCACUGCCCAACCCAGCCUCAACAACCCGGAUACUGCCCCCCCAGAGUCUCACUUCGUGGACCCCAAGAUCACCUGGCUGUUUUUCAAGAAUAAUUCCAACAAAGGGGUGAAUGGGAGGAAGGGGAAUCGACACAGAGGGCAGAACCAGCAGCAUGGGCAGCCUGGCCCCCCAGGGCCUCCAGGGCCACCAGGCCCCCCCGGCCUGCCCGGCCCAGCUCUCCCUCCAGAGGAGCUGCUGGAGGAGUUUAGAACCCUGCUGAAAGAGGCGGCAACUCACUGGGGAGACCUGGAGCCAAGUGUGCGGUGCCCGCUGUGCGGCGGCCAAGGAGACGAGCCUUUGGGGGGCACUGACAAGCAGCCUGCCCUGGCAAGCCCAUAUCACCACGUACAGACCGCCUUCCACUGCCAACUCAAGGGCAACAGCAUGGUGCGCAGACGCAGUUUGCUGGAGCUCAGCGACUUCACCUUUCAGCCAGCAGGGGGCGAUAGCUUGAUCCAGCGGGGGCAAGGCUUCAAUAUCAGCAGUGGCCGCUACACAGCGCCAGUCUCUGGCUUCUACCAGCUCACCGCUAGUCUGCUUAUUGAGCACAGAGAGUGUCACAAGAAGCUGCAGCCCAGACCGGGAGACUGCAUCCGGGUCUCCAUCUGUAUCCAGUCCCUCUGCCAGCGCAACAUGUCCUUAGAGACGAUAGCUGGAGGGGGGUCUGCUGGGAGUCUCUUCACAGUCUUGGCCACAGGCACCUUGUAUCUGCAGGUCGGUCAGUAUAUCUCUGUCUUUGUGGACAAUGGCACCGGCUCCGCCCUCUUUAUACAGAAGGGGUCAAACUUCUCAGGGAUUCUAUUGGGUGUGUGACUCCUGGGGACCACACCUACUUCUUUCACCAGCGAAUCUGACUUUCUGCAGAAACGUGCCAAGGAAUGUAAAAAUGAUCUUUCUCUCAAAGAGGAAAAAAGACGAGUCCACCAAACCAGACAAGAGACCCCAGAGUUCACAGACAGGAACUGAGAAUGUGUCUUGGUUGUUGACCGGAUGGCAGACUCCAGUUUAAAAGCCAAGGAAGCAUUUUUGUAUUUCAGUACAGUAACUGCAGCAUUGCGGCCGCCUUGGCAGUGAGAUGGCUAUUGAAAACCCAGGACUGUCUUUUCACUGGCAGCGUUUUCAUACCACAGCUCCCUGGAGCUGGAGACUCUUGUUUAAGUUAUGUUUGUAAAUAUCUUCAAAGUAUCAUAAAUUCUAAGGUAAAAACUAAAAGGGCUUGAUUUAUUCAAGGGGAUACGCCACAGAUGGAUUUCAUUUGUGCAUUUUACAGCACCUGUGUCUUGGAUUUUCAGGGGUACUCCUUGGAUACCCCAAGUUAUGUAAAAUGCUCCAAUACAAUACAAUACAGCUGUGGCUUUUCCUGUCAAGGUAUCUGUUGAAUUAGUUCAACCCCAAACUAAAGUAGACAUGCAUUCUGGCUAGUGCCGUCUUGUUUAAUAAAGGCGCUAAAACAUUGGUCUUAUUUGCCUUACAUUUGUAAAUAGACAAUUACUUUGAAAACUAAUAUUCAAAGAUGUGUACUUUUUCAAGUUCAGCGAUGAUGUGAUAUAACUGAAAAAUACUAGUUUCAAAUUCAAUGCUUAAAGAUAUUUUUACUACCCCUUUGGUUCAUCUAGCCUGUUAAACAUGUCUAUCACGAACUACAUAAAAAAUGUUAAAAAACUCGGUAUUCCACUAUGAACCAUAAAAAGGACUAUAAUACAAUUUAAGUAUUCACCUAAAAACUAUAUUUAUUGCUUCUGAUCUGAAUAAAUAUUGGCAUUAUAUUGUGCUUGGUUUGUGUAGAUAUGUUAAAUGUGUGUCUUUUGAAUUCUGUGUACUAUGUGCCCUGUCAGUAAACAAUUUAAGCACAAUACACUCCAUUCUCAGCUCUCCAGCACUGUCAUUACCCUGCACCUUAAUAAAGGACACUAGCCUAACAUGCCAGUCUC
Polyodon spathula (Mississippi paddlefish) is the source of this 2903-nucleotide messenger RNA. RefSeq names its product erythroferrone. Lineage: Eukaryota; Metazoa; Chordata; Actinopteri; Acipenseriformes; Polyodontidae. The coding region runs from base 793 to 1785 and encodes 330 amino acids. The transcript has 8 exons. The record is from RefSeq and is a predicted model, not a curated record. Gene Ontology annotation, molecular function: hormone activity.